Messenger RNA from Lentinula edodes (shiitake mushroom), 1295 nucleotides. Its product is annotated as snRNA-activating protein of 50kDa MW C terminal-domain-containing protein. The record is from RefSeq and is a predicted model, not a curated record. Gene Ontology annotation, cellular component: snRNA-activating protein complex. Gene Ontology annotation, molecular function: RNA polymerase II cis-regulatory region sequence-specific DNA binding; RNA polymerase III type 3 promoter sequence-specific DNA binding; bent DNA binding. NCBI's taxonomy places the organism in Eukaryota, Fungi, Basidiomycota, Agaricomycetes, Agaricales, Omphalotaceae. The transcript has 6 exons. Gene Ontology annotation, biological process: snRNA transcription by RNA polymerase III; snRNA transcription by RNA polymerase II. The coding region runs from base 49 to 1236 and encodes 395 amino acids.
GCUCUGACGCCGCACUAACACGUGACGUGAAUCCUUCGCAUCAUCGACAUGAACCAGCGCAUAGAGUACGCGUUGGCCUCUGAAUUUGGCCCUUCUUCUGAACCUGUUGAUUUGAAAAAGUUUGCUCAAGAUGUCGCUGUUCUUUCCCACUCCGUCCGGAACCUCACAGGGUCUGAAGUAAACCAGACUUCAAUGACUGAGGAAUGCAGUGUCGCAGAUAUUCACAACUCACUCAUGGAUAUCUGGAAUAGUUCGAAACUUCUAGCCUACCUCUAUCGGAGUCACGAUACUGCUAUCGCGUCUUUGCACGGAAAUACUUCAAGGGUGACGAAAACACGCAAAAAAUCCGCGGCAGCCUCAGAGCCUUGUAAUGAGUUGCAAGACGUGCAACAACUUCAGGCGAAACUCGAUACAAUAGCUCUGUCUUCUUGGAAAUUAAUGCCCGAUGCUGCUCUUUUCACAAGACCUCCCAGAAAUGCAGAUUACAACACUCUUACUGCCAUUAGAGUCUCAGAUACCGACAUGGACACCCCUACCGACGCGAUCGAUUCUCAAGUUCUCAUCACACUCACGACGCAUUUCAAAGUGCAUUGGCGGACAAGCGUACUUAGCAAGAAUUCUCAACACGUACUCAUGGCUUCGCAAACACUGGGAGACCUGUUUGAAGUUAUGCCGUGCGUGUCAAACGAGUAUCCGGAAGAGAUUGUUGAGGACGAUAAAGUCAUCGGUUACAAGGAAACGAAUGGGAUGAAUGGCAGCAGCGGAUGCGUCAUCGUCAUCAACGAUCUUGCUUAUGGAGAUGCUUUGAACGAAGAGGAUUAUGCUGAUAAACUUGUGAAACAUUUGAAGAUUACCAAGUCUGCAAGUGCAAUCAAGAAAGCCAAAACUGCAAUGCAUGACACCCCACUUUCCUCUUUAGCACUCCAAAUCAAUGUACCAUACUGGCUUCUACACCAAGGAAACUGUGAGCAUUUCAUUGUAGUUGAUCAAAUUAGAUCGAAGCAUUCCGAAGAUCCAGUUACCGGGUAUCCUCUUACUCUGUAUCAGAUCCCGGCGUCAUUGGAUUGGUGUCAGGCUUGUACAAAAAUACCUGCAGUUUGGUCUAUCAUCGGAGAUGUGAGGCUGGAGGCAAGUCCCUGCUUAUUGUGUGGUCCAUGUUGGAAAAGUAUGGGUGAGCCCACCAAUGAAGGCGAUGAAGUGCUUGCUGUGCCUUUGCCAAAAUACAAGUUGUGGUAAUGCAUGUAUGUACACAAAUAUUGUAGGGGUAUUAGAAAAUAUUAUGAAAUAACGUCGCU